AUGCAGGUUGCUAUGAUGCCUGGCCAGUCGCCUUCUUCAACUCUCAAUGGAAAUGCCUCGACGCCAGAUCCUCCUGCUCCUAGUUCGGAUGGUGAUCGUUUACGGGCGUCAAUGGAGGCUUGGAAGCGUAGUGCUGCUGUAGCGAGUGAGCGCUAUGAGGAAGCUAGACAACGGCAGAUCGCUGUUGAAAGGGAUGACCGUCAGGAGCUGCGUAAGAGGUGUGUUUAG
This is a messenger RNA of Strongylus vulgaris, 228 nucleotides long. Lineage: Eukaryota; Metazoa; Nematoda; Chromadorea; Rhabditida; Strongylidae. The record is from the annotation of a GenBank genome assembly.